Glycine soja is the source of this 1962-nucleotide messenger RNA. Its product is annotated as uridylate kinase-like. Gene Ontology annotation, cellular component: cytoplasm. Gene Ontology annotation, molecular function: UMP kinase activity. NCBI's taxonomy places the organism in Eukaryota, Viridiplantae, Streptophyta, Magnoliopsida, Fabales, Fabaceae. Gene Ontology annotation, biological process: UDP biosynthetic process. The record is from RefSeq and is a predicted model, not a curated record. Bases 206 to 1669 code for a protein of 487 amino acids. The transcript has 7 exons.
UACCUGCGUAGCCUUUGCUAAUUGUUACAACCUCGUUUCGGUUUCUCUGUUAACACACAGAACAGAGGGCAACGAACACGAAGAGAGAAACAAAACAUACAACCCUUAUCUGCACGUUUGAUGACGGAAAUCGUUACUGCCUCCGUCAUAACGUCGUCUCUGAUUCCUCCGUCACAAACCCUAACCCUAAUCCCUCUUUCUCUUGAUGGCCACCGAAGACUACCCUCUCCUCGACUCUCCCUCCCACGGGCAGCCUCACCUCCACGCGUCCACGCGCCACCACUUCCCUUCCUCCUCCUCCUCCAGUCCCACCACUCUCCCCGCCACCGCCGCCUCCGGCACCGCCACCGCCGACUACUACCCCCACCCCUCCUUCUCCGACGACUCAGCCAAAUCCAACUCCAAACGCGCCUCCGCCGCCGGCAGCCCCUACUACCACAACAAGAGGCUCAAAUCCGCCGCCGAUCCGGAUCCGGCCACCGAUUACCGGAAGGACCGCGAAGAAUGGAGCGACACAGCGAUCGCGUAUCUGUUGGAGGCGUACACGGAGAAGUUCAACCAGCUGAACCGCGGCAACCUCCGCGGCCGCGACUGGGAGGAGGUGGCAGAGGCGGUGCUGGAACGAUGCGGCGGAGAGGGGAAGCAUCAGAAGAGCGUGGAGCAGUGUAAGAAUAAGAUUGAUAAUUUGAAGAAGAGGUAUAAGGUGGAGCUUCAGAGAAUUGGGAGUGGUGGCAUUGCCACUAGUCACUGGCAUUGGUUUAAGAAGAUUGAAGCUAUUGUUGGCAACUCUCUGUCUGUGAAAACUGUUUCUGAUGAUGAUAAGGCUGGCAGUAGUGGUGGUGGUGCUAAUUCUCCUUCUAUGGCUAGACAAACUAAGAACAGAUAUGCACCUAGCAAUGCUACCGUGGCAACCAACCUCAAACCAAAGCCAGCGUCAAAUCUAAAAUGGCAUAGAGUUUUGUUUAAAAUUAGUGGCUCUGCAUUGGCUGGAAACUGCCAGAACAUUGACCCCAAGGUGGCAAUGCAGAUUGCUAGGGAAGUGGCAACAGCUUGCCGCCUUGGGGUGGAGGUGGCCAUUGUUGUUGGUGGUCGUAACUUCUUUUGUGGAGAUGCAUGGGUGUCUGCUACCGGGUUAGAUAGACCUACGGCAUACCAAAUAGGUAUGAUGGCAACAGUUAUGAAUUCUAUUUUGCUUCAAUCUGCUUUGGAAAAGCUGGGUGUUCAAGCACGUGUUCAGAGUACAUUCUCGAUGCCAGAGGUUGCUGAACCAUAUAGCAGGCAACGAGCUAUUAGACAUCUUGAGAAAGGAAGGGUUGUCAUAUUUGGUGGUGUUGGUGCUGGCACUGGAAAUCCACUUUUUACCACUGAUACAGCUGCAGCUCUCAGAGCUUCUGAGCUUAAUGCUGAUGCGGUUCUGAAAGGUACUAAUGUGAAUGGCGUCUUUGACUGCCAUCCCCGUAAUGAUAAUAUAACACUCGAUCACAUUUCCUUUAGGGAAGUUGUUUCUAGGGGCGUCACCUCCAUGGACAUGAUGGCGCUGGCAUAUUGUGAAGAGAAUGGAAUACCUGUUGUAGUCUUCAACGUGCUUGAACCGGGGAAUGUUUCAAGAGCAUUAUGUGGAGAUCAAGUUGGCACUUUGAUUGAUCAAACUGGUAGAGUGGAGCAUUAGCUUCCAAGUUAAUCGUGCAUGAUUUGGUUGUAAUCAGAUUAUGGCGUCACUUAAUAUUUACACAAGGGAUCCCUUGAUUUGUUUCUGUAUUGUUUGUUUUUUAAUUGAGGCGUUGCCUGUUAGCUAAUGUAUUUACCGCGCACUACUGAUUCAUUAGAUUUACCACACAUGUAACUUAAGUCUGAAAUUUUGUACUUAUUUAACUAAUGUUGAUAUGAUAAUAUAUUUGACAUAUUUACACAACUCAAGUACUGACAUAUUUACUUGAAUGAAGAUUUCGGGUUUCACUUUGC